AUGAAUUACUCAGUGCAAUUCUGCAUUCAUGUCCAGAUAUAAACUUUCUCAUUCUCGAUCGAAGUCAUGGUUUUAGUAAUAUACCAAUUAUAGAAAUUGCAAAAUAUUGUCUGAAGCUACUACAUCUGAGUCUUGAUGCGUGUACAGCUAUUACUGAUAGAUGCGUUAGUGAAAUAGCACAAUCUUGUCCAAAUUUAAAAUACAUAAGUCUCACUUCUUUGUAUAGAGAUAGUAAUAUUUCCAGUGCAUCUGUGAUUGAAAUGGCACGAUCUUGUUCCAAUCUAGUAUAUUUAAAUCUCAAUAGACAACCUUCUAUUAAUGAUGAAUCAAUUUGUGCAAUUGCAUGCUCAUGUGUAAAUCUUCAACACCUGGAUUUGUCGUUCAAUGAAAUAAUUACGGAUGAAGCUAUAUACGUGAUUGCAACUGGCUGUUCAGAUAUGCGAAAUUAUUUUCUCGAAGGCUGUGAAUGGAUUACCGACAAAUCAAUCAAAAAAAUUGCAGAUUUAAAUAAAAACCUACAAAAUAUUAGUCUUAUUUCAUGUUAUAAAAUUACAGAUGAUGCU
This is a messenger RNA of Racocetra persica, 563 nucleotides long. NCBI's taxonomy places the organism in Eukaryota, Fungi, Glomeromycota, Glomeromycetes, Diversisporales, Gigasporaceae. The record is from the annotation of a GenBank genome assembly.